AUGCUGGAUGUACGGGAAUUUCAGUUCACAAACCCUCUGCACAUUGAGAAGGAAAGCGCCGACCUGGUGCCCUGUGGUAUCCUCGAGGAGUGGGCUACUCCGUUGAGUCAAGCCCCAAUGACAUUACCGUUGGCCGACAAGCUCUCUCUCUCCCCUACCUCAAAACAGACGCCAAAGUCCCUCUUUCCACUUAGCCAGCCAGGUGCACGAUCCGAGGUGACCCUUUUCCGCCACAACCGCGAGGCCGCCGGCGAAGUAAAGCACUCGGCUUCUGUGGUAGUAGAGGACUUGUUUUCUCCCAUGAGUGCCGGGGGUUCAAUGAUUUUUCACUCUGGCGAGCACAUAGCACAAGCCGCUCCGCUGCACAAAGGGGGAGUGAGAAUGGCUGCGCUCGGAGCCAGGGAAAACGCGUUGCCGCUCACUCUCGAAAAUGGCGAGAACGACGUCGAGAUGAUUUCACCGGCUCAAGCGAAUGGUGAAUACAGUGUCUUUCACCGCAAGGCGAGCAGUACCAAAAGCAGCGGUUCCGCCAACAAACCGCUGCCACGCCGUGGUCGGGCUGGGUGCUGUCAGCAACUCGGGCACACCAUUCUGCGCGUGUUGAUCCUGAUGAAACGGGAGUGGUGCUCGACGCUGUGCGAGUUUCUUGUCCCCAUCCUCUUUGUUAUCGGCACCGUUGCGCUGUGGGCCGUCUUCGGUACCACAAGGGGUGACGAAGUUCUCUACUACUCUCCCACAGGACCGGAUACGGUGUCCGCUAUAGCCGCAAACAUUAGUCGCUCCCUGUGCUACAAUGCGUCCUUGACGAGCAGCAUCGCUGGCUUGACGCCGUGUCUGGCGGGAAAAACAUAUGACUGCCCUCACGGCCGCGGCAUCCCUAUUGGCUUCUGCUACGAUCCACCUCUCAAGAAUUCUCUAUCACAGCUUCUCCUAACCGUGCCGGUUUCCACAUCACCGAUCUUGUCGCUGGACACGCUCAUCGCGUGCCAGUGGGUGACCAUGGAUGGAUCGAGGAGGACCCCCACGCCGUUCUCCUACGGCGGUCUACUGUACUUUGCGCCGAACACGCCGGAGGUGGUGUCGUUGGUGUCGUACAUGAAGGCCCAGUCGACGCUCUUUGAUAACGCGUACGGCGGCACAUUUGCGACGGCAGCGGAGGCUGCGUCACACGUCGCGUCGUUGACACAGAGCGACCCGCCGACGUGGGGCAUUGUGGAGGUCGACAGCUACACGGCCGAUAUGUUCAGUGUGAAGAUCAUGGUCAACUCAUCAGCCCUGCCAGCGACGUCGGACAACAUCCUCAGCAUGUACCUUGGCGGACUCGACACGACAACCAACUCACCGUACAUCUUCUCGGGCUACACGACGCUGCAGACGCUCGUGUACAAUCACUACAUCACGAGCGUGCUCGGCAUAUCGACCACGAAUCCGCUGAGCUACACCCCCAUGCCCACGAAAGCGUACGACGCUAGCUCCUUCUUGUCGACCGGCGCCUCCCUGGCGCCGCUUAUUUUGGUGCUUGGGUUCCUGUAUCCUGUUUCGCAGCUGACAAAGCGUAUUGUGCUGGAGAAGGAGCUGCGCAUUCGUGAGGCUAUGCUCAUCAUGGGUCUCUCCGAGUGGACCAUGUACCUUGCGUGGCUGGUGGUGUAUGGUGUGUGGUACACUGCGGUGUCCAUCAUCAUCACGAUCCUCCUGCACUUCACAUACCUGCCCAAGAGCAGUGCCGGCUACGUCUUCUUUAUUUUCUUGUUCUUCUCCUGGUCCACUAUCACGCUGUCCGGCGCGAUCGCAGCUAUCUUCAGCAAAGCCCGGCUGGCGGCCAUCGUCGCGCCUCUGAUCUACUUCGUGAUGGCGAUUCCGCUCUUUGCGAUACAGCGCGCUGGCAGCGGCGCUAAGACGGGCAUCAUGAUCCUGAGCCCGAGCGCACUCGCUGUCGGCUUCGGGCUGCUCUUCGAGCAUGAGGUGCAUGGCGGCGCAGGGGUUAGUGCGCUCGCCUACUUUCGCGACGAGCCGAAGCUGAUUCUUGUGUUCGUGUUUCUCGCUGUGGACAUCCUUGUGUACCUGCUGCUGAUGCUGUACUUCGACUGCGUGAUCCCAAAGGAGUGGGGGACGACGAAGAACCCGCUGUUCAUCAUCAUCGACCCUGUGCGGUGGUGCUUCUGCCGGCGCCGCGCGGACGACGACUACGACGUUGAGGACGGGCGCGCGGCGGACGGCGUGUUCGAGGCGAUGGACCCUGCAGCGGAGGAGGCGGCGGCGGUGCGGAUCUGCGGGCUGCGCAAGACGUUCAAGCGCGGCAGCAAAACGUUCGUUGCGGUGAACAACCUGUACUGGUCGCUGAACGAGGGCGAGAUCUCCGUGCUGCUGGGACACAACGGCGCAGGCAAGUCGACGACGAUGAACCUGAUGACUGGGAUGCUGGAGGCUGACGGCGGCGACUGCUACGUUUACGGGCACUCGGUGCGCCACGAGCUGGGCGCUGUGCGGCAGGAAAUUGGGUUGUGCCCGCAGCACAACAUCCUGUGGCCACGGCUGACGGUGCGGGAGCACCUGGACUACUUCGCUGCGAUCAAGGGGCUGAGGGGGUCUGAGAAGGAGGAUGCGGUCCGGCGGCUGCUUGUUGCGGUGGACCUGGAGGACAAGGAGCACUACAUGUCGAAGGCGCUGUCCGGUGGGCAGAAGCGGAAGCUGUCGGUCGCCAUUGCGUUUGUUGGCGGGAGCCGGCUCUUGUUCCUGGACGAGCCGACGGCUGGGAUGGAUGUUGGCGCGCGGCGCCACACCUGGGGGCUGCUGAAGGAGAUGGCGCAGUGCCACACGAUCUUGCUGACGACGCACUUCAUGGACGAGGCCGACCUGCUUGGCGACACGGUUGCGAUCAUGAGCAAGGGGCGGCUGCAGUGCGCGGGGUCGAACAUGUUCCUGAAGUCGAGGCUUGGCGUCGGGUUCGUGCUGACAAUGUCUGUUGUGUCGCACGUGCGGCGUGGGCCGAUCGAGCAGAUGGUGCGGGCACUCGUGCCUGCUGCGGAAGGCGUUGGAAGCGGCGCGGGCGAGGUUGCGUACCGGUUGCCGAUGGCAUCGAAGCCUGCGUUUCCCGACCUGCUUGCGGCGGUGGAGGACGGCAUCCCCGGUCUUGGGAUCAACGCGUACUCGCUCUCGGCGACGACCCUGGAAGAGGUGUUCAUCAAGAUCGCGGAGGGCCUGGAUGCGGAGUGCGACGCGGACGCGCUUGUGGUGGAGGAGACGGCGGAGGCAACUGAGGCUGUGUGGGACGUGGAGAUGGAGACGGGGCGGUGGACGCGGUGGCGGCUGCAGUUCCGCGCGAUGAUGGUGAAGCGCCUGUGGAACGCGCUGCGCGACCGGCGCACGCAGUUCUUCCAGAUCGUGUGCCCCGUCGCAUGUGUGCUGCUCGCGAUGCUGCUGACGCUGGUGAAGCUGUUCAGAACGUCGACGAUCACGCUGAGCAGCGACGUGUACGGGGCGGCGGUGGACAUCCCGCUUGCGAACUGCGAGGGCGUGCUGGACGUGGUGACACCCUUCUCGCCGAACGCGCACAUGGAUAUCUGGACGGACACGCCGAGCGCCUCUGCCUUCUCGGCGAAGCUGAACAUGACGUACAACACGCACGCGAACGAGCGCUACGGCGGCGUCUCGUGCGCGGUGGCGAGCGGCGGCGAGCUGUACCACAGUGUCUUCUACAACACAACAGCACUGCAUGAGGUCGCCAUCGAGACAUCCAACGUCUUUGCUGCCUACCUUCACGCGGCAACUGGUCGACCUGACAUGAGUGUUAUGACCGCCGUCUCCCCUCUCCCCAAGACGUCGCAGCAACAGGCGGUGGAGUCGUCCGUGUACGCGAUAAUGAUUUCUGUCAUCAUCAUGAUCCCGUUCACCUUCAUUCCUUCGACUUUUGUGGGCUGGAUCGUGAAGGAGCGCGAGUGCAAGGCGCGGCACCUGCAGAACGUCUCUGGCCUGAGCUUCUACGUCUAUUGGCUCGCCAACUUCUUGUUCGACCUCUGCUCGUACAUCAUCACGAUGUGCCUCGUCAUUGUUGUCUUUUUGGCUUUCGGCCGUGACGAGUACGUGGCGUCGAACAACAUCGGCGCAACGUUUGUGGUGCUUCUGCUCUACGGUGUGUCGGGCAUCCUUAUGGCAUACGCGCUCAGCUUUGCCUUUGAUAGUCAUUCCACUGCGCAGAACGUCGUCAUGCUUGUCAACUUCAUCAUUGGCUUCCUGCUGGUUCUGGCGGUGUCGGCGCUGACGCUGAGCGAAUCAACGAAGAAAGUGGCCAAUGUGCUCCGCUGGAUCUUCCGCAUCGUACCUAGCUACUGCGUCGGCGAGGCAAUCAAUAACCUAGCGUCGCUCAAAGUGUCCCGUGCGUUUGGCAUCAACAACAGCGCGUGGGACAUGGACGUUGUGGGGUGGGUAUGUGUGUACAUGGCGAUCGAGAUCCCCAUUCUCGUGUUCAUCACACUGCUGAUCGACCACCCCGGGCGGCGGCAGCGCAGCCAGCGACUGUUCCACAACCCAGACGCUCCGGCGGAGGCGAUCGAGGACGAGGACGAGGACGUUGCCGCGGAGCGCCACACGGUGCUGGCGGGCGACGGGCGAGAGGGAGACCUCGUGCGCGUGCUGAACCUUCGGAAGGAGUACCCGAACGGGAAGGUUGCUGUGCGGAACGUCACGUUCGGCGUGAAGGCCGGUGAGGUGUUUGGGUUCCUCGGGACGAAUGGCGCUGGCAAGACGACGACGAUCUCGAUCCUGUGCCAGGAGUUCUGCCCGACAAGCGGGCGAGCCUACGUGUGCGGGAACGACAUCGUGACGGAGAGCAGCGAGGCGCUGCGAUGUAUCGGGUACUGCCCGCAGUUCGAUGCGUGCCUGGACCUGCUGACGGUGGAGGAGCACCUGUACCUGUACGCUGGCGUGCGCGGGAUCUCGUCGCGGUCGUGCGACCGAGUUGUGCAUGGGCUGAUGAGGCUGUGCGGGCUGACGGAGUACCGGAGCACGAAGUCGCACGAGCUGAGCGGCGGCAACCGGCGCAAGCUGUCGGUCGCCGUGUCACUCAUUGGCGGGCCGCGCGUUGUGUUCUUCGACGAGCCGUCGGCUGGCAUGGACCCCGUCGCGCGGCGCGGGCUGUGGAACGCGAUCGAGACGGUGGCGGACAACUGCUCUGUUGUGCUGACGACGCACCACCUGGAGGAGGUGGAGGCGCUUGCGCACCGCGUGGCGAUCAUGGUGGACGGGACGCUGCGGUGCAUUGGCGACAAGACACAUCUAAAGCAGAAGUACGGGACGGGGUUCGAGGUGGCGGUGCACGUGGCGGACGAGUCGCCGGAGGUGAUGGCUGGGGUGGAGCAGUUCUUCGAGGAGGAGUUCCCGUCGAGCGAGCUGACAGAGGCGCGCGCGAAGCGCUUCACGUACCAGCUGCCGAGCACUGUGCGCCUGUCGAGCGUGUUCACUGCGCUGGAGCAGCAGAAGGAGAGGCUGCAGAUCCGCGACUACAAGGUGGCGCAGACGUCCAUUGAGCAGGUGUUCAUGCGCAUCAGCGAGGAGGCGGAGCUUCAGCAGGAGGGGGAGCACCAGGAGCGCAUGCAGAGCAAGCAAAAAUGCAGCUGUGACUGUCUGGGCUUUCUGCGGAGGUGA
Messenger RNA from Leishmania braziliensis MHOM/BR/75/M2904, 5640 nucleotides. Its product is annotated as putative ABC transporter. The record is from RefSeq and is a predicted model, not a curated record. Gene Ontology annotation, cellular component: intracellular membrane-bounded organelle; membrane. Lineage: Eukaryota; Euglenozoa; Kinetoplastea; Trypanosomatida; Trypanosomatidae. Gene Ontology annotation, molecular function: ATP hydrolysis activity; lipid carrier activity; ATP binding. The coding region runs from base 1 to 5640 and encodes 1879 amino acids. Gene Ontology annotation, biological process: lipid transport; transmembrane transport. The transcript has a single exon.